AUGUCAGGUACCGUAGAAGAAGGAACUAAAACCUUGUUAACGUUCAACAAACCUAUAGUAUCAACACCUUCCAACCCUAUUGGUACGAAGGAUUUGUUGAUCAGGCUUCAACAGCUUAGUGAUGAAUUAACGGCGAUAGAUCAAGAUGCGAUAGAUUUGAAAACCUUGGAUACUAUCAAAAAGGACUUAAUCAGCCAUAAAUUAUUAAGAAGUAACAACCCAGGAGUUCAAGCUUACGUGUGUUGUGCCAUUUCAGAUCUUUUGAGGAUAUAUGCACCUGAUGCACCUUUCACUUCGAGUGACUUAUCACUAAUAUUCAGAUCAUUCUUGCAACAAUUCAAAAGGUUAGCUGAUUCAAACAAUCCUUAUUUCCAUCAACAAUGUUACCUUUUGAAAAGGUUGGCUGAAGUAAGGUCGGCGAUCUUAAUCACAGAUCUUAAGGAUUCAGAAGAAUUAAUGGAAUCUGUCUUCAAUAUAUUCUAUGAAUUGGCAAAAAAAGAAUUCCCUUCUAGAUUAGAACCGUUUGUUUCUAGUAUCUUAUCUGAUGUCAUGCAAGAAGCAGAAGUAGUACCUCAUAAUGUUUUAAAGAUGAUUCUUGAAAGUUUAUUGACUAAUAACGCAUCUUCAAGUCUUAAUAUUUAUAAUCCAGCAUUCAAUUUUUCUGUAUCAAUCUGUGAUAAUAAUUCCGAUAGAAUGUCACGUCAGGUAGCUCAAUAUUUCUCCGAGAUGCUUUAUGAAACUUCAAGUCAAAUUGAAGAUGUAAAUGAUUCAAGAAAUUCUAAUUCAAUAAAAGCAAUGGAAAGUUUAAAGAAGAUUCAUAAAUUAUCAGUAGAGAUUUGGAAUUAUGUUCCCAGUUUACUUACUUCCGUCAUGGGACUCAUAGAAGAAGAAUUAAAUGCUAGUGACGAAAGAAUAAGGGUAUUGGCCACAGAGACCAUAGGUAAAAUGAUAGGUUCAUCAAUAUCAUCCCAAAAUUUUGUAGUUAAUUUUGAAAAUGUAUGGCAAAACUGGUUGAAAAAGACUUUAGAUAUUUCCACCAAUGUAAGAUGUAAAUGGGUAGAGGAAGUUUCUAAUAUUGUCAAUAAUUGUGCCACCUCAAGUGAGAUAUCCAAUGAAUUAUGUAAUGGAUUGAACAAAUGUUUAAUAGAUAGCGAUGAAAAGGUCAGAUUGGUUAGUUGUUUAGCAAUUGAAAAGAUUCCCUUUGAAAAAUUGACUAGAUUUUGUAAUAAGAAUAUCAUGAUAACGUUAACACAGUUAAUGAGAGAAAAGCACCAAGAUAUAAGGAGUCAGGCUAUAAAGAUUUUGGGUAAUCAAUGUAAUAAGUAUUUUGAUUGUCUUUUGAAUAAUGAAGUUAUUGACUUUGGAUCCAAAAAUCUGGAAGAAGUUGCACAACUCGAAGAAGAGAUAUUCCAAAAAAUUCCUAACCAAACGUUAUCGUUGUUAUAUAUCAAUGACAAGGAUAUCAAUGCACAAGUGGAUAUCUGUUUAUUUGAGAAGAUCUUACCAUUUGAAAAUAAUGAUAACAAAAGAGUUGAGAGACUUAUCCAAGUUUUCAAAUGUUUAGAUGAUAAAAGUAAAAGAUCAGUGUUUGCUAUUAAUAAGAGACAACAACAAGUGGCAAAAGUGCUUGGAAAUUUUGUUUCCUUGAGUGAAGAGUAUGGUAAAAUAGGUUCUUUGAAUGAUAAUAAAGAGAAUUUGAAAGAAAAGGCUAGCAAUGGAGAUAAAAUUGCCAUUUUAACCAAUAAAUUGGAUCAAAUCAUCAAAUGGUUAAGUGAAACUGUUCCUGAUAGUUAUAACUCUAUGACAUGUCUCGAGAGAUUUUAUAAAUUGAAGAACUUUAGAUUUUUGAAUCUAAUCAAGCAAAUCAUUUCAUCAGAUUCUGACUUUUCCACCAUUAAAAACUCCAUGAAAGAAUUAAUGACUAAGUUAUCCAACAACAAAAAUAUUAGAGUAGAAGAAGACAGAGCCAGUGUGACAUCCAAUGAUAUGGUUUCAACCUUCAAGCUCAUACUAUAUAGAGGAUCCAACCUUAUGUUCAACAAAUCAAAUUUGGCUGAGUUGAUAAAUUAUUCCAAAAAUGCUUUGAAUGAACAAGAUUCAACUAGUAGUGGCUUCAUUGCUAAUGAAUUACUUGAAAGUAUUUCUGAGAUUAAUCCCGAUGUAUUCAAAAAUCAAGUCAAGGGAUUAUUGGAUAUCGUUAAUGACCAACAAACGGACCAAUAUUUGAGAUCAAAUUGUCUUAAGACCAUCUAUAGGUUUGUUAGAGUCUACCCUGAAAUGUACCCUGAAGAUCCAGAAUUCACCGACAACUUGUUCCAACUUUGUGUCAACGGUUCGCCAAGAGAGGCCAAAUAUUGUAUUAAAUUGAUUGGAUUAUGUGAACCAAGGAAAGCUUUCCUUUGUACUGAAUUAGUGGGUAAGUUGUAUCCCUUAGACUGUAAUCAUGAGAAGUUCACCACUCAUUUAUCGGCUCUUUGUGAAGUGUUCUUGGUUGAUCCCAUGGCUAUAGAAGACAAAGCUAGUGAUUUGACUGCUCAAUUGAUUAAAGAUGUUUUGUUAGUUAAUCGAGACAUUGAGGAGGGUGACGAGUCAAAGGAUUCAAUUAUUGAGGAUUUGGAAUUGAAUACCAAUUAUCGAAAGCAUCAACAACUUCAUGGUAAGAUUUUGACUAUAAGAUUAUUCAUCAAUAGGUUGAGAUCGAUCGAUGAAGAUAGUAAGUCCACAGAGGAAAAAUUAGAAGUCUUCCAACCAAUUUUGAAACUUUUACUAAGCAUAAUCAAUAAUGGUGGUGAAAUUGUAAAAGAUAGGUCGACUCCAAAAGACUAUCAACUGAACUUGAGAUUGUUUGCUGGCUUAUGCAUCUUGAAAUUAAGCAGAUCCAAUUUUUUCAAUGGUUUUUUCAAUAAUAAUGUAUUGAUGAAAUUGAUCUAUCUUCUCCAAGAUCAGAAUGACAAGAUCAGGACCAAGAUGUUGGAUAAACUUCAAAAGAAAAUUGGUGAUCAAUUACUUAGUGACAAGUUCUUGACUAUUCUUUAUUUCAUGAAUAAUGAACCCGACAAUGAUAUUUAUUUCAAAGUUACCACAUGGAUCAAGUCAAGUUACAAGAAGACUGACACCAAUGAAGAUCCUGUUUUCGAAAGAUCUCUUUUAAGAUUGAUUCACUUACUUAGUCAUGAUCCUAAUUUUGCUGAUGUUGACAGAGAGACUGGUCUUAAGUACGCAGCGGAGAUUAUUAUAUUCUUCUAUAACAUGAUAGCCAAACAGGAGAACGUUUCAACGUUAUACUAUGUGGCAAGCAGAGUCAAACAAUUCCGUGAUGGUACUAUUGAUAGUAAGAUCUAUGACACUUUAAGUGCAAAUCAUGAAUUAAACGAGACCGAAGAAUUCCCCAAAGAGGUAGAGAAUUUAUAUAUGAUCAGUGAGCUUAGUCAAUUGAUAAUUAAAGAAUCAAGUGAUUCAAAAAGUUGGUCAAUUUUGAGUUGGCCAGGUAAAAUUCCUAUGCCCAAUGAUUUGUUCAGUCCUAUGACAACAACAUUCGAAGCACAAAUGAUCAUAUCCAAAGUUUAUAUCAAUGAUGACUUGCAACCAAAGAUUAAAUCGUUCAUAUCACAAAAAUUCUCCAAAUCAGCAAAAUCCAAACCAAAGGCAGGCAUUAAAAGAGUAAGAACCAAAUCUUCAAAACCUAGGAAAGUAAAUCCACCCAAGAAGAGAAAAAUUGAAGAAGUUAUAGAAGUUUCAAGAAAAAGUAGUCGUUCACGUAAAUCGGUGAAUUAUGGAGAAGUAGAAGAAUCAGAUAACGAACUGGUUGACCAAGAAUCCAGUUCAGAUGAUUAUGAUUAA
Messenger RNA from Yamadazyma jaroonii, 3840 nucleotides. The record is from the annotation of a GenBank genome assembly. Lineage: Eukaryota; Fungi; Ascomycota; Pichiomycetes; Serinales; Debaryomycetaceae.